AUGAAGUUCCCACCACGAGAUGCCACUGCGCUCGCCAUCAUGCUCGCAUGUUUAACGUCAGUGACGGCACAGAAUAUGUCAUAUGGAGCCAACAACUUUUAUCACAGUGACUGCGUGACGGUUGAGCCCGUCAACUUCAGGAGCCAAAAUCGCAUGGCUAUUGCCGGCAACCUCUUUUUUCCAAAUGACCUCGAUCGGAGUGUCAACGCGUCGGCUGUUGUCGUCGGCCAUCCCAUGGGUGCAGUAAAAGAGCAGAGUGCAAACCUCUACGCCACCAAGUUGGCCGAGCAAGGCUUUGUCACAGUCACACUAGACCUCCCGUUCUAUGGCGGCAGCGAGGGUGAGCCACGUAACGCGGUGUCGCCGGACCUAUAUGCAGAAGCGUUCAGUGCUGCAGUCGACUAUCUCGGCACACAGGACUUCGUUAACCGCGAGCGGAUCGGUGCGCUUGGUAUAUGUGGCAGCGGCAGCUUCGUGAUCAGUGCGGCCAAGUUAGACCCACGCAUGAAGGCCAUUGCAACAUCGAGCAUGUACGACAUGGGUGCUGUCAAUCGUGACGGUCUGCAAAAGUCACAAAGCGUAGACCAACGCAAAGAGAUCAUUACUACGGCGGCACAGCAGCGCUGGGUCGAGCUCGACGGCGGCGAAGUUGUGUUCGCCAUUGGCACACCACUUCAGCUCACGCCGGAAUCGACUGCCAUCGACCGUGAGUUCUUCGACUUCUACCGUACGCCACGUGGCGAGUUUACCCCUAAGGGCUCGAUGUCAAACAUCACGACGCACCGCACACUUACGAGCAACGUGAGGUUCAUGAACUUCUACCCAUUCAAUGAUAUCGAGACGAUAUCGCCUCGUCCAAUGCUAUUCAUCGCGGGCGAUCAGGCACAUUCGCGAGAAUUCAGCGAGCAAGCUUAUGCGGCUGCGGCUGAACCCAAGGAGCUUUUCUGGGUGCCAGGCGCUGGCCAUGUAGACCUAUAUGAUCGCGUUGAGCUCAUCCCAUUCGAUAAGCUUGCCCGGUUCUUCCAAGUUAAUCUCGGCGAGUAA
Molecule: messenger RNA, 1044 nt
Organism: Truncatella angustata
Lineage: Eukaryota; Fungi; Ascomycota; Sordariomycetes; Amphisphaeriales; Sporocadaceae
Product: Alpha/Beta hydrolase protein
Exons: 1
Coding region: 1-1044 (347 amino acids)
Source: RefSeq, a predicted model, not a curated record